Molecule: messenger RNA, 2519 nt
Organism: Athene cunicularia (burrowing owl)
Lineage: Eukaryota; Metazoa; Chordata; Aves; Strigiformes; Strigidae
Gene: QTRT2
Product: queuine tRNA-ribosyltransferase accessory subunit 2
Exons: 8
Coding region: 250-1491 (413 amino acids)
Molecular function (GO): tRNA-guanosine(34) queuine transglycosylase activity
Source: RefSeq, a predicted model, not a curated record
CUCAUUGGCUAAUGUUGGCCAAGAGAAUCUGCGCAUGCUCCGAGGAAAAGUGCAAGGUGAGGAGGACUGUGAGCAUUCCUCCAACAGACCCCUGAAGAUGCCCACCAGGAGGCAAUGGGCAGGUGCAACGAGAACAUCAGCUGCUGACACCAGCCUCUAGUACUAACCCAGUCUUACUCAUGCAUGUGAAUAUUUAUAUUCUUUAAUCCAAUGAAAAUGUAUGUUCACACUCGAUAGUUUUUUGGUAAAAUGUGUUGUGGGUGUGCAGUCUUUGUGGCGAAAUCCCUUUGCACCCUGGCACCAGAGGAGUCUGUUUUCCGCAAAUCAAUUGUUUUAGCCAAAGCCCUCGUAGCAAAUUCAGUCAUCUUCCCAGCAGAAUUCCCAGCUUUUGAAGCAGUCAACACAAAACUAGUUAGGGCAGAACUUCAUGAUGUCCUGGAAGAAUAUAAAGAAGGAGCUGCAAAAUUCAUAGGUAUGCCAGACACAGUGCUGUACUGCUCCCUUCAUGACCCGGUCACUCCCUGCCCGUCUGGCUACAACACUAACAAGGCAGUGUCCCUGUGGGGAAACUCAGGGCGUAUGGAAAUGACAGCUUCCAAGUUCAUGGACAUACAGCGGGCCAUCCAGCCAGACUGGUUCCAGUGCAUCUCUGAUGGAGACACCAUCUCAGGGGAAGCUGGUAGAAAAAGGGCCAAGAAGUCUGUGGAUAGGUCACUUUCCUUCCUGGAUGUAUGCCUUCAGCUGCUAGAAAAAUCACCGGAACUACAAGGAAGUGUAAUGUUUGGGGCAAUUGAAGGUGGAGAUAUCUUGGAAGAGAGGCUCAGAUCAGCCAGAGAGACUGCCAAGCGACCUGUGGGUGGCUUUCUGCUAGAUGGCUUCCAGGGCUGUGCCAUGGCCAGGGAGACCAAGUUGAAACUGAUAGCUUCUGUCACAGCAGAGCUGCCAGAGGAUAAACCAAGAAUCAUCCACGGUGUAGGCAAACCAGAUGAGGUGCUUGAGUGCAUUGAAAGGGGAGUAGACAUUUUUGAGAGCUUCUUUCCCUUCCAAGUGACAGAGCGAGGCUGUGCCUUGGUUUUCAGUUAUGACUGCCAUCCAGAUCCUGAAGCAGCAGUUUUAGAACAAAAUGGGGCCCAGGACCUGGAGAGGAAUGGUGCUGAAGACAACCGGGAUGAAAUCUCCAAAGCUGACCCAGAAAUGACACCAUUUGAGAUAUUUCUGAAGGACAAAAGGUACCAUGAUGAUUUUGGUCCUGUGCUGGAAGGAUGCACCUGUUACUGCUGCCAGAGGCACACUCGUGCCUACGUCCAUCACCUCCUCGUGACCAAUGAGCUGUUGGCCGGUGUCCUGCUCAUGAUGCACAACUUCCAGCACUACUUCAGUUUCUUCAGUGCCAUACGGGAUGCCUUGAGAGACAAUAAACUGGAUCAGCUGAAAAAAUGUGUCUUCAAGCAGGUGCUUCAGGGCCCAACAAAUGCAAAGCCAGGCCAAUGAGUCCAGAGAGGACAGAGGAGGUUGCAGGCUGCAUGCUUAUGCAGUGGGACUGUGUACUGUGGGCUGCCAGUGGGGUCACCUGGACCUGCUAUUAGUUAAUGCCUUCCUUCCUGGAGGGAUCUGAAGGAGACAUUUGAAGAUCUCCCUUCCUGGCAGGGAAGGAAGAUCUUAUUCAAAUGUCCCUUUCAGUUAAAUCAACUUUGGUGCAUUCUUGGGGUUUGGAAGAACCUGAACAGCUCACAAGACCAGUUUGGAUAGCUUUGUUUUCAGUUACUCACCGUUGAUCUUCCACGUGGAAGGACAGAAUUAUUGAACUUGUGAUCGAAGAAGCAGGCUCUGAAAUUAAUGCAGCUGUUUGGGACAUACCCAACGGAUUAUGACAGGUAAUUAUUUUUCUAGAAAAUCCUGGUGGUGUGGUUGUCCCAUCAUGCAGCUCCUUGAUGAGAGAUCCCGCCUCAGUGUAACGCGCUGUUAACUUGUGACCAUUGCCAGCAUCUCUGUCCCUGAAAAGAACUGAUUGGAAGUGCUGCUGGGUUCAGUGGCACGAGGGGCUGUAUGUGUACUUCUCCCUCAGGCUGCUUGCAGUGCAAAACGUCCUCUGGGCCAGGAGGAGGCCCUCCACCUGAAAACCCCUGCCUUGGGAGUCCCCGCCUGGGACGUUAAUCCAUGUCCUGCUGUAGAAGGUCUUUUUUUGACUCUACCCUUUCACCUGUGUGGACUAAUAUUUCACUCCAGCACAUCACAUGUGGAUGAUAUGUAUGUACCAUUGAAUGAAUGUACCAUUCUUUCCAGCUGUCCCAGUGCUGCUCAGAGAGCAGGCUUCACAAUGUCAGGGUGAGACAGGGCUGCGGAAGAGACACAUCACAGGAAAAGGUGUUUAGCAAAGGCUGGUGGCUCCUUGUUUUAAAAUAUGACUUGGUUAUGUCACAUUCCUUUUAUUCAGUUUUUUUUAACACCCUGCAUUUUGGAAUCCUGGAUCUAUUUGUUUUAUGUUACAAAGCAAUAAUUAAAAAAAAUUUUGUUAUUCA